UAGAAGAAGACGCUGCACGCUGAUUGGCUGCAGAGAGGGGCGUGCAGCUGUGACGCAGCAGCAGCAGCGGAGAGGAAGGAAAGAUGGCGGCGGUGACCAGAGGCUCCUUCACUGUGUUCAGGCUGCUGAGUCAGCAGUACCGUCGGCGCUGUUUCCGGCUGCAGACCUUCAGGUGUGUCAGAACUCUGCAGCCGCUCUCCUUCAGAUGGGACAGAAACCUCCAGACGUUGAGCAGCAGGACGCUCCACACCGCCACUGUGAGUCGGGGACCAAUCGUCCAGUUCAAACUGUCGGACAUUGGAGAGGGAAUCAUGGAGGUGACGGUGAAGGAAUGGUAUGUGAAGGAGGGGGACAAGGUGUCUCAGUUCGACAGUAUCUGUGAGGUUCAGAGCGACAAGGCGUCGGUCACCAUCACCAGCCGCUACGAUGGAGUCAUCAAGAAACUGUACUACGACGUGGACGCAACGGCGCUGGUGGGAAAACCGCUGGUGGACAUCGAGACAGAGUCCAGCUCAGAGGUGAUCCAGGAGGAGGACGUGGUGGAGACGCCCGCCAUGGCUCGAGAAGAGCACACGCACCAGGAGAUCAAAGGUCACAAGACUCAGGCCACGCCCGCCGUCAGACGCCUCGCCAUGGAGAACAACAUUAAGCUCAGUGAGGUGGUUGGAACAGGGAGAGAUGGAAGGAUCCUGAAGGAAGAUAUCCUGAACUUCCUGGCAAAGCAGACGGGAGCCAUCUUACCUCCGACCCUGUUCCAGGAGAUCCAGACUCCGGCCCCGACCCCGGCUGCUGUCGCCGCUGCUGCCCAACCCGCUAGCACUCCGGCAGCCAUUAAACCUCCACCCAUCACACCCAAACCAGUCUUCACUGGCAAGGACGUCACCGAGCCCCUCAAAGGUUUCCAUAAAGCGAUGGUGAAGACGAUGACGGCGGCUCUGAAGAUCCCUCACUUCGGUUACUGUGAUGAGGUCGACCUGAGUCGUCUGGUGGCUCUGAGAGCUGAACUCAGAUCCACCACUGAGGGUCGGGGGGUCAAACUGAGCUACAUGCCGUUCUUCAUUAAGGCCGCCUCCCUCGGUCUCCUUCACUUUCCGAUCCUCAACGCCUCGGUGGACGAAGGCUGCCAGAACAUCACCUACAAGGCAUCUCACAACAUCGGGCUGGCGAUGGACACCAGUCAGGGUCUGCUGGUUCCCAACGUGAAGAAUGUUCAGCUGCUCAGCGUGUUCGAGAUCGCUCAGGAGUUAAACCGUCUGCAGACGCUGGGAGCCGCCGGACAGUUGGGAACCAGCGAGCUCACUGGAGGAACCUUCACCCUGUCUAACAUCGGAUCAAUUGGAGGAACGUAUGCAAAGCCGGUCAUUCUUCCUCCUGAAGUCGCCAUCGGUGCUCUGGGAAAAAUCCAGAUUCUUCCUCGGUUUGACGCCGGCGGUCAGAUGGUCCGAGCUCACAUCAUGAACGUCAGCUGGUCUGCAGAUCACCGCAUCAUCGACGGAGCCACAAUGUGCCGCUUCUCCAACCUGUGGCGGGAGUACCUGGAGAACCCGGCCUGCAUGGUGCUGGACCUUAAAUAAACUGUUUCCCAUCAGCCCCGGUUGGGGGGGUGUGCUGCCCCAUCAGCCCCGGGGGGCUGCCACACUACUGCACCCCCACCACCUCCCACCGCUCCCUCUCGCUGUCCGAGGCCUUCCUGUUUGCUCGCCAUCAUUUCCUUGUUGCCUUUGAGCCAGAUGCCGUGAGGGGGAGGGGUCAGCCUGUCAAUCAUGUUUCCAUGACGACCGAUAACCCACACACACAGAGAGUGGAGGUCAGAGGUCAACGCUUCAUCUGAACUUAAGUUUGUUUUAGCUUCAUAAAAUCAGUAAGUGAUGAUUAAUCAUCGAUUAUUGAUUGAUUGGAAUUACUGUCUAAAUGUGACAGCAGCUCCUUCAAACUCAGAUACACUGAUUACUGUAAACGUCAUGUGACCAAAACAAUCAUUAAAAUCACUACAGAUCGAAUUUAUCAAACACCUCAGAGUGAAUGAAUUCACACUGUAUCUCUGACAUCAAUUCAUUAUAUUAAGUAUUAAUAUUUGUAUUAUUAUUAAUAUUAUUAUUGUUGUUGUUGUUAUUAUUCAGUCAGAGAAAACAUUCUUUAACAAAGUGUCACUAAUGUUGAUUGAUUCUCGUUAAACUAAUAACUCAUUAAUAAUCGGAGUAUCUGGUAGUAGACCUGCUGUGAUCUGAUCGAUUUCCUGGUUUGUAAAUGCGGUGCCAGUACAGGUGGGCGGGGUCAGUAUAUGUGGGCGGGGUCAGUAUAUGUGGGCGGGGUCAGUGCAGGUAAAGGAAGGUGAUGUGAUGAAAUGUUUUUAUUUAGUUUUUCUGCUCUGAGAUUUCUGAUAAAUUCAACUGUUUGUGGAAAUCGUGAUUGAUCUCUGAUCGGGUUUUGACGGCCGCCAGAAAUCAGAAACAACAAAAUAAUACGACAAAGAACUGCUGGUUUCCUCUGAACCUCCUUUCACCAACCAGAACCUGCUGCUGGUUGAGAGUCGGUUAGCGUCCGUCAUUACAGCGCUGUACUCCUAUCCAACGUUAGCUAUUAGCUGUUGGUCAGCUAACAUUAGUUUAUAGUCGACCUGCAGAAACAUGAACCAGAACUUUUCCAGAGGUUCAGUCUGGGUCAGCUGUUACACUGACUGAUGCUAACCUGCAUAUGUUGGAGAAUUAGCAUAAAUAAUCCCUAAUUUCUUACGUUAAUGUUUCCUUGAACAACGUGAGACAUCAGUAACUGUUUGUUCUGAUAAUGUUAGCUGACUAACAGCUAGCUAGCAAACCAGCUAGCGUAACCUAGCAUAACUAAAGCUAACGGUGGAGACGUAUACAGCGAAAUAAUGACAGACUCUACGGGGGCUCUAUAGCCUGUGGAAAACAAAACCAGUUCUCAAGUUCAACUCUCAACUUGUUGCAGACCAGAACUAGCAGCAGACCAGAACUAGCAGCAGACCAGAACUAGCAGCAGACCAGAACUAGCAGCAGACCAGAACUAGCAGUAGAUCAGAACUAGCAGCAGACCAGAACUAGCAGUAGACCAGAACUAGCAGCAGACCAGAACUAGCAGUAGACCAGAACUAGCAGCAGACCAGAACUAGCAGCAGACCAGAACUAGCAGUAGACCAGAACUAGCAGCAGACCAGAACUAGCAGCAGACCAGAACUAGCAGUAGACCAGAACUAGCAGCAGACCAGAACUAGCAGCAGGUUCUGAUUGGUGGAAAGGGGGUAAAAGUUGGUGUGUCACAUUCUACAGGUCGUUCUCUGUCGAUGAUCUUUGAUUAAACUGGUUCCACUAAAACCUGGUUCAAUAGAUAGAACCAAGGCUCCAAGAAGCAGAACUGGUUUGGUGAAGACAAUGUUGGUGCUGCACUGGAACCAGUUUGUGGCUGAGAGCUGGUGAAACAUAAAGAACUGGUUUGAGCUCCAGAACCAGUUCCAGACUACCUUGAUGGAAAACCCAUCAGAUUGAUUAUUGAUCUUCAGUCUUUCUGGAAGUGCAGAUCAAUCAGGGGUCCUGUCUGGAUCAGGACUGACCCGUCUCUACCUGAUCCCUAAUAUCCAACAGAUCCAGAUCUGUCCUCCGGACCAGGUCCUGCCCCCCUCAGCUGUGUAGUACCCUGCAGUCUGUAACCGACCCAGGAUCAGGUGUUACAAUAUGCUGUUUCACUCCUUUGACUUCCUCGCUGUCCUGGUGGCUGCUGGGUAAAGAGCACAUGGUGUCGGUUGUUACACAACGUUUGUUUGUUUGUUUGUUUGUUUGUUUGUGUUUAGCGUCAGAUUCAAUGUAAAGGUGUAAAAAUAGAAACUGUUGGUUUUGUAUUUCUGGGAGAUUCUGUUUGAAACUUUAAAUAAAGUUGAAGUGAAAAAAAAA
Dicentrarchus labrax (European seabass) is the source of this 3905-nucleotide messenger RNA. RefSeq names its product dihydrolipoamide branched chain transacylase E2 (gene dbt). The coding region runs from base 84 to 1574 and encodes 496 amino acids. Gene Ontology annotation, molecular function: lipoic acid binding; acetyltransferase activity. The record is from RefSeq and is a predicted model, not a curated record. The transcript has 11 exons. NCBI's taxonomy places the organism in Eukaryota, Metazoa, Chordata, Actinopteri, Moronidae. Gene Ontology annotation, cellular component: cytoplasm; mitochondrion.